This is a messenger RNA of Aegilops tauschii subsp. strangulata, 1956 nucleotides long. NCBI's taxonomy places the organism in Eukaryota, Viridiplantae, Streptophyta, Magnoliopsida, Poales, Poaceae. The record is from RefSeq and is a predicted model, not a curated record.
CUCUCUCUUGCCUGGGCUUGAAAACUUCUUGGCGGGUCCCGAUCCGAUAGUGGAAGAUUUCAAAAAUUUCCGCCUUCAACCGGGCAGAAAAGCAAGCGGAGAGAAGACAGGCCACGCCCGGAAUCCUCUUUCCUCCUCUUUCCUGCCAUUUCUACUUGAGAAGAGAAGAAUCGCCUCUUGCGGCUGACAUGGCUUCGGGCUGCGCCAAGAGGAAGCAUGGAGGGGAGGCGAGGUGCCGGUGCAGAUGCCGUCAUGUCCACGUUCACUACCACCUGCCACCGCGCAGGCGGGUCUCGCUCCUCCGGUGGUUGCCUCGCCCUCGCCUCUCGCUGCUCUCCUACCUGCUGAUUCCUCCCGUGCUCUGCUUCGCGCUGCUUGCCUUUGUGGUGUCGUUUCUCUGGUUCACCUUGCUCUAUUUCGUCGCCUCGCUCUUGAGCAAGGAUGGCAAUCUCGAAUCCGUCAAGAAUGGCGGCAUCGGCCCUGCCAGCGACGUCGAAGACAGUGGACAAGAGGGGAAUUCAGAGGCGAAAGGGAAAGCUGUGAGGCAUGCGGCGGAACACCUGACUGGUGAUUCUGCUACGGCUCAAGUUUCUUUCAGGAGACUCGAGAUACAAGAGGUUCGUGCUGAUGGAUUCUCUCAAAUAUCUCGGAGGAACGACAACAAACUGGUCGAAGAUGUGAAUAUCUUUGAGACAAGCAGUGCCAAGGCUGAUUCAGAGGAAUUUUCCGGAUGGCGUCAGGUACAGGAUGUGCCGGUCGGUUGGUUUGUGGAUGAACACAACAUCAGAGUGGACAGCAGUAGCACACCAGGUGAUUUAUUUCCAUCUCUGUAUUCCACUGAUUCGGCUGAAAUUCAUGAUUUGCCUGACCUGGACGAACUGAGAGGGAUGUCAUCGGACUUUCUUGCUGAAAGCAAGCAAAAUAUGCUUGUGCCAUCGAAUACUUCGUUUCAUCAUCAUAGUAUCAGCGACGGACAUGGUGAAGAAUAUUGUAACGAUAGGAAGGAGUUAUCAGCUCGUGGUACAUAUGAAAUUAUUGAUUUCAUUGACAAGCACGAAACAAGAGACCAGACACCUGACGGUUCUUUUGUUGAAGAUGAGGAAACCGGACAGUUUGAAUCCUCAGAUGAAGGGAGUACCCAAGAAAAAGAUGCAAAUAGUGUACUUGAACUGGUUGUUGAUAGCAUAGCGACUCUGGAAGAUUUUCGUGAAAAGCAAGAAGUACAAAUGGUGCCCGAAGUUCUGAUCACGGAGGCAAAUGCAGAGCAGAGUGUUGGCGCUUCAAACGAAGGUCAGGAUUCCAGCAGCGAGAAGGAAGCAUCAAUGGUGUCACUUCAUUCUGUUUGUGAAGAUGCAGCCUCCUCAGAUGCUUCAUCCCACCAUUAUUUGGUUUAUGAAGAUGACAAACAGGAAGAGGUUACCGAACACAGCACAGCAGAGGCACCCGAUCCUGCAUCUGCUGUAGUUUGCAACAUCUUUGAGAACCGUCAGACACCAAGAAGAGAGGCAUCUGACGGUUUUGAGAAUGACGACGAAGCCAGAGAGGUGGCCUCACAGGAGAGUCUGGGAGAUCAAGCUGAUGAAAUUAACGAUGACUCUGCCUCGGAGGGAGCGCAUUGUGGAGUGCCACUUCUCAGGAGGUCCCCAUCACAAUGGUGGAAUUUAUGUGGAGUCGUUGAUGUGUUUGCUGGCUCAGAGGAUUAAAUAAUGGUGAUGCUGUUCCUGGCUUCCUCUGGUCCACUCCGUUUGUCAGGCUUCCGUGUUCUGUAACAUCAUAAAGUGUUUUCCUUGUCGAUAAAGUCAAGACAGCUAUGCUUGAAUCAAGCUGCAGUGCUUUUUCUUUCAAAGAAAUGUCUGAAACUAGGAUAACAUAGCAACAAUUAUUUUCAUUGUGAUGUACUGUCUUUGCAUUGUGAAUUGUCAUGACUGCGGAAAUGUAUGUGUGAAUUGCUUGACC